This is a messenger RNA of Triticum dicoccoides, 4446 nucleotides long. Its product is annotated as mechanosensitive ion channel protein 5-like. The coding region runs from base 92 to 4333 and encodes 1413 amino acids. The record is from RefSeq and is a predicted model, not a curated record. Gene Ontology annotation, biological process: monoatomic anion transport; transmembrane transport. The transcript has 9 exons. Gene Ontology annotation, molecular function: mechanosensitive monoatomic ion channel activity. Gene Ontology annotation, cellular component: plasma membrane. Lineage: Eukaryota; Viridiplantae; Streptophyta; Magnoliopsida; Poales; Poaceae.
UCACGCUCCCACGGUCUCACUCUCACCCCCAAACCCAAAUCCCCAAACCCUAACCACAGCACCUACCUCCUCCUCCGCCGCCGCCGCCGCCAUGGCAGGAGCAGGAGUCGGCGGCCGCAAGGCUCGCAACUUCGCGACCUUUCGCCUAUUCCCCCGCGACGGUGCCGCCGACCCCAACGACCGCGUCUUCGUCCGCGUCGACAACAACGCCUACACCAUCCCCGGCUUCGGCGACGACGAAGACCCUUCCCUCUCCCCCACCGCCGCCGCCGACCAAUUCCCUUCCUCCACCUCUGCCCCCCUCCCCGACCACGUCCGCCAGCAGAUCCUUGAGCUCGGCCUCCCCGACGAUGGCUACAACUACCUUCUCCAUCUCCGUGAGCUGCGGCCCUCCGCUGUGGCCUCCUCCUUCGUGCCCAGCCAUACCGCCCGCCCAGAGCAACUUCCCCUGGACGUCAAGGCCUAUGAUGCAAGCAAGGUGCGGGUUGCUUCUGGCAAGGUCGAGGAAGAGCUGGACGAGGGGAGGACCAUGUGUAAGGUGGCCGCAAAGACGGCACCGGUGAGGCGAGUUGAGAAGGCCGUCGACCCUGACGUUGCAAGGUUGCUCGAUGAGAGCGAGGAUGAGGGUUUGGAGGAGGAUUUCGUCAUCAUGGCAAACCAAGCCGAAGGGGAUGACAUGGAGGAUGAAAGUGAGGAAGAGGGUGGUGGUGUGUUCAGUGAUGUGGAAAAUGAUGAGGAGUUCGACAAUGAAGAGGAUGAGCCCAAGCCGAGGGUGCCACGAUUGCUGGAUGAACAAUUUGAUUUGCUUGCUCUGGAAGAGUAUGGAGCUAGUGAUGAUGAUGAUGGAGCUGUUAGAGAUGGGGAACAUGAACUCCCAACAGAGGUUAUAGAUGAAUUGAAGUUGUUCCACAAUCAAAAUGUAUGUGUUGAUGAAGAAUAUAGAACACCAGCAGAUUUUGUUCGUGGAAAACUUGACUCAACCACCGCUGAGGAGGUGGAUGAAUCUGCUAAUGUGAUCCAAAAGUGUGCUGAAUAUGCUGAAAGGUAUUUAAAUGAAACUGCAGAAGAUGAAGAGGUCUUGCUUGUUUCAGAAAGCAGUGAUGAAUCUGAAGUUUGGGACUGUGAGACCAUUGUUUCCACGUACUCUAACUUGGACAAUCAUCCUGGCAAAAUUCAAACUCCAGGAAAUCCUAGAAAUCGUCUUCCCAAAGUUUUCCCUGGGGAAACAGCAACAACGAAAGAUAUCAUCAAGCUUCAUGGUAAAGAGAAACUUCCUGUAGAUUACCUGCCACAGAGGAAAAGAAAAGUUGAAAAGGAGAAGAAAGCAAAGCCCACAGAAGCUUCAGAUGCUGAAUAUUAUUUUGAAAAGGUAGUAGUUCAGAAGGAAACAAAAGAUGAAAAGAAAGCUAGAAAGUCCGCGGUAAAAGAAGAGAAGAGAGAAGCCCGGAAAGCAAAGAAAGAGCUGAAAGAACUGUAUAAAUUUGAAACACAGAAGGCUCAGAAAGUUGCCGCUGUUACAGGACCAUCUUCCAUACGGCUAAUUUUGUUGGGCGGAGGCGCGAUGGAUCUCCCGCGGAAGGGCAGCAUCAAGUCGUACGGCGCGUCGCGCUCCGCGUCCUUCGACUUCGACCAGGACCAGGACCGCGGGCGCCGGGAGGUCGUCGUCAAGAUCAACGACGACGUCGCCAUCGCCGGCGUGGGCGCCAGCUCCUUCUCCCUCAAGGCGCCCGCCGGGCCGGCCUACACCGCCGUCCCCGUGACCGGCUCGGGCGGGUCCAGCGCGCCGGCCUCGCCCACCGGCGCGGGGAGCCGCUUCGCCGAGUCGUUCAGCUUCAAGAACCGCCCGCCGCAGUCCCCCCCGUCGCCGGCGAGGGCCGAGGGGGAGUGCAGCGACGACCCGCCCGGCCGCCUCAUCGACAACUUCCUGCGGAAGCAGGCCGCUGCCGGCGGCGACCAAGCGCUGGACCCCGAGCUCGAGAUGGAGGAGAUGCGGCGGCUCCUUAACGUCCCCUCCCCUUCCCGCGUCGCCUUCCAGCAGGACCCGCGCAAGCGCUUCUGCCCGUCGGGCUCCUCCUCCUCCUCGUCCGACGGCGGCGGCGCCAACACCCGGAAGAAGGCCGCCGCCAAAGCGGGAGCAGGAGCCGACCCCGCCGAGGUGCUACGCUGCUCGUCGUCGUCCACGGCCGGCGGUCUGCUGCCGCGCUGCAAGACGCGGUCCCGGCUAAUGGACCCCCCACCGCCGUCGAGCGGGUCGACCACCGAUGGGGAGCAGCGCGACCGCAAGUCGUUCGUGAUGCAGGGCGGCGUGCCGCCCAAGUCCGGGCAGCUCCGGUCGGGCAUCCUCAACCGGUCGGGCUUCCUCGGCAAGGCCGGCGGGCACGACGUGGAGGAGGAGGACGACCCGUUCGUGGACGAGGACCUCGCCGCCGACUCCAAGCCCGACACGGUGGACUGCCUCAUCAUCCUGGAGUGGGUGGGCCUGGUGAUCAUCCUGGUGCUGCUGGUGUGCAGCGUCACCAUCCCGACCCUGGCCAGGAAGAAGUUCUCGGGGCUCCACCUCUGGAAGUGGGAGGUGCUCGUCUGCGUGCUCAUCUGCGGCCGCCUCAUGUCCGGCUGGCUCAUCCGCAUGGCCGUCUUCUUCGUGGAGCGCAACUUCCUGCUCCGGAAGAAGGUGCUCUACUUCGUGUACGGCGUGCGGCGCGCCGUGCGCAACGUGCUCUGGCUGGGCGUGGCGCUGGUGGCGUGGCACCUGCUCUUCGACAAGGACGCGCAGCGGGAGCAGGACACGCACGCGCUGGUGCUCCCCUACGUCACCAAGGUGCUCUGCUGCCUGCUGGUGGCCACCGCCAUCCGGCUGGUGAAGACGCUGCUGCUCAAGGUGCUCGCCUCCUCCUUCCACGUCUCCACCUUCUUCGACCGGAUCCAGGACGCGCUCUUCAACCAGUACGUCAUCGAGACGCUCUCCGGCCCGCCCUUGGUGGACGAGAACCGCAUGCUCGCAGAGGUGCAGCGCCUGCAGAGCGCCGGGGCCAACAUCCCCAGCGAUCUCCAGGCAGCGGCCAUGCCCAGCAAGGCCACCGCCGCCGCCGCUCAGGCGCCGCCCAAGGGCGCGCGGCUCACGGCGGCGGCGUCCCGGAGAGGGGCCAGCAAGCAGCUGCAGAGGCAGAAAAGCGAUCGGCACCUGGAAGAGAGCUCCAUCUCCAUCGACCAGCUCCACAGGCUGAGCCAGAAGAACAUCUCCGCGUGGAGCAUGAAGAGGCUGAUGAAGAUCGUCCGCUACGGCGCGCUGACGACCAUGGACGAGCAGAUCAAGCACGCCACGGGGCCGGACCAGGAGGACGAGCUGGCCACGCAGAUACACAGCGAGUACGAGGCCAAGGUCGCCGCCAAGAGGAUCUUCCAGAACGUCGCCAAGCCUGGAUCCAAGCACAUAUACCUGUCGGACCUGAUGCGCUUCAUGAGGCAGGAGGAGGCCCUGAAGGCCAUGGACCUCUUCGAGGGGGCGCAGGAGCAGAACAGGGUGAGCAAGCGGUCGCUCAAGAACUGGGUGGUGAACGCGUUCCGGGAGCGCAAGGCGCUCGCGCUCACGCUCAACGACACCAAGACGGCCGUCAACAAGCUCCACCACAUGGCCAACGUCGUGGUGGCGCUCAUCGUGUUCGCGCUCUGGCUCCUCAUCCUCGGCUUCGCCACCACCAAGACCUUCGUCUUCCUCAGCUCGCAGCUCCUCGUCGCCGCCUUCAUCUUCGGCAACACCCUCAAGACCAUCUUCGAGGCCAUCAUCUUCCUCUUCGUCAUGCACCCUUUCGACGUCGGCGAUCGGUGCGAGGUCGACGGGAUGCAGGUGGUCGUAGAGGAGAUGAACAUCAUGACCACCAUCUUCCUACGGUAUGACAACCUCAAGGUCUACUAUCCCAACAGCAAGCUCGCUACCCUGCCCAUCAUGAACUACUACAGGAGCCCCGACAUGGGAGACGCCGUCGACUUCUCUGUCAACGUCGCCACGCCGCCGGAGAAACUGGCCCUCAUGAAGGAGAGGCUGAUGCACUACCUUGACAACAAGAAAGAGCACUGGUACCCUGGCUCCAUGGUCGUGCUCCGCGACAUCGAUGACACCAACAGGCUCAAAAUAUCCAUCUGGUGCCGGCACACCAUCAACUUCCAAGACAUGGGGAUGAGGUUCGACAGGAGGGAGCUCAUUCUCCAAGAGAUGAUGAAGAUCUUGAGAGAUCUUGACAUCGAGUACCGGAUGCUGCCGCUCGACAUAAAUGUUCGCAAUGCGCCUCCCAUCAAUUCCACUAGGAUGCCCACGACAUGGGCAUUGAAUUUUUGAAAUUCGCUAUGAACACUUUGCUAGUUAGAUUGUGGAGUAAAGUUGCUAUGUAGUAGUUAUUUAGUAGAUUCAACUUUGAGCUACAUGUUUGUUGCACUGUGAUAGUUUGAACU